AUGGCCACGACAACUGCGAGCAGCGACGGCGAAGACUGGCUGAAGAUGAAACAGCUCAUCUUUAAGGACGAUAAAUAUCUUGAGGUGCUCUCUAGGGAAAACCUCGUUUUGUUCUUGAUCGGCGUUGACUUGAACGGCAUUCUCGAUGGGCAAAAAGACCGUGAUUUUCAUUUGCUUCUUACACUUGCACAUGGCAAGAGAAAAAUGUCGGAGCUUUCGACCGACUUGAUAGCGUCGCUCGGAACGUCGCUCAAGGCCUCCUUGAAAAAUGGCGACAAGAUUGACGAGAACACAUCUGUACUGAAGAUCGACGCCGCUGGUAGCUCAGUCCAUCUACAUUUGUACAGCCUUCUUCACCCCGACGCCGCCGCCGACGGGAAGAUGAAUGUUUCUUCAAAAGUCUUCGUCAACAGCGACGCGGAGCACCCAGAAACUAGCUUCCUGUCCUCAAACGACUCCUCGAAGCCUGCCGCUGAAUUAGACUUUUGCUUCCCUUAUUCGAAGGAAGGGGAAUCUGUCGACGGACUCAUUGUCCAGCUACCGUCAGGUGCUUGCCCCGAUUCCGAUCGUAACAGACUUUGGGUAUUCAAGAAGUAG
Messenger RNA from Colletotrichum truncatum, 597 nucleotides. RefSeq lists its product as uncharacterized. The record is from RefSeq and is a predicted model, not a curated record. NCBI's taxonomy places the organism in Eukaryota, Fungi, Ascomycota, Sordariomycetes, Glomerellales, Glomerellaceae.